GCCUACAGCAAGGCCUCUGCCAGCGCCUCCGGUGUGAGUGAGGGGGCCCGCGGGGUCCCGCCUAGAAGCCAGCCCCGGCGGCUAUCCGCUUCCAGAAACUGUCGGGAACUCUCAGGAUCCGGCUUCUUACUCCUGUCCUUCCGUCAGCAGCGUCACCUGGGUCUUACUGGGUUUGUGCGGCGGCCGCUGGGACUCGGGAGCCAGCCACCAUGAGCGUGGGUUUUAUCGGCGCUGGCCAGCUGACCUGUGCCCUGGCGCGGGGCUUUACCGCCGCAGGCAUCCUGUCGGCUCACAAGAUAAUAGCCAGCUCCCCAGAAAUGGACUUGCCUACGGUGUCUGUGCUCAGGAAAAUGGGCGUGAACAUAACCCGCAGCAACAAGGAGACCGUUAGGCACAGUGAUGUCCUGUUCCUGGCUGUGAAGCCACACAUCAUCCCCUUUGUCCUGGAUGAGAUUGGGGCCAGUGUACAAGCCAGGCAUAUUGUGGUCUCCUGUGCAGCCGGUGUCACCAUCAGCUCUGUGGAAAAGAAGCUGAUGGCGUUCCAGGAGGCCCCCAAAGUGAUUCGCUGCAUGACCAACACACCUGUGGUGGUGCGGGAGGGUGCCACAGUAUAUGCCACUGGCACCCACGCCCUGGUGGAGGAUGGGCAGCUCCUGGAGCAGCUCAUGAGCAGUGUGGGCUUCUGCACUGAGGUGGAAGAGGACCUGAUYGAUGCCAUCACGGGCCUUAGCGGCAGUGGACCUGCCUAUGCGUUCAUGGCCCUGGAUGCAUUGGCGGAUGGUGGGGUGAAGAUGGGUGUGCCACGGCGACUCGCAGUUCGAUUAGGAGCCCAGGCCUUACUGGGCGCUGCCAAGAUGCUACUGGAUUCAGAGGACCAUCCAGGCCAGCUCAAGGACAAUGUGUGCUCCCCUGGCGGGGCUACCAUCCAUGCCCUGCACUUCCUAGAGAGUGGGGGCUUCCGCUCUCUGCUUAUCAAUGCAGUUGAGGCUUCCUGUAUCCGAACACGAGAGCUGCAGUCCAUGGCUGACAAAGAAAAGAUCUCUCCGGCUGCCGUUAAGAAGACCCUCCUAGACAGAGUGAAGCUGGAGUCUUCCACAGUGUCCACACAGACCCCCUCCAGCCCAGGAAAGCUCCUGACAAGAAGCCCGGCCCUGGGAGGCAAGAAGGACUAAGGCAUCAUCUGCCUUCAUCUCUGUGAUCCCAGAGCUUACCCGACGGAUCUUGACCCCUAUUUCCUCCUCCAGCUGCAGGGAGGGGCCAGCUCAGGUGGUUUCAGGUCCCUCUGAUAAACUCCUUAGAUCUAUUCAGACUAAGCUGCACUAGUUGCCUCUCCUGUGCCAUGGGGGAAAAUGCUCUGAGGGGUGGUGGCCAAUGCUGGAAGCCAGACACAUCCCUGUACACCUCUGCUCAUAGAAUGGCUGAUCCCUGAGUCAGUGCUUAGCUGAGGGGAAAGGUCUGGGGAGGACUUCAGUUGGUGUCCUUCUGGAGUUUGAUAUCAAGACAAAGAAGCGAGAAAAAAAAAAAAAACAUGAAAGGCCCA
Urocitellus parryii (Arctic ground squirrel) is the source of this 1540-nucleotide messenger RNA. It is a transcript of the gene Pycr2, whose product is annotated as pyrroline-5-carboxylate reductase 2. The record is from RefSeq and is a predicted model, not a curated record. Gene Ontology annotation, molecular function: pyrroline-5-carboxylate reductase activity. Gene Ontology annotation, biological process: L-proline biosynthetic process. Lineage: Eukaryota; Metazoa; Chordata; Mammalia; Rodentia; Sciuridae.